Pungitius pungitius (ninespine stickleback) is the source of this 2446-nucleotide messenger RNA. RefSeq names its product NSE4 homolog A, SMC5-SMC6 complex component (gene nsmce4a). The transcript has 11 exons. Gene Ontology annotation, cellular component: nucleus; Smc5-Smc6 complex. Lineage: Eukaryota; Metazoa; Chordata; Actinopteri; Perciformes; Gasterosteidae. The coding region runs from base 620 to 1672 and encodes 350 amino acids. Gene Ontology annotation, biological process: DNA repair. The record is from RefSeq and is a predicted model, not a curated record.
CGCUAUACGUUUAAUUUAAGUGUGAGCUAGGCUGCGACAUGAGCAAAACCUGUACUAAGGUGCAGCUGCGUUAUUAAUACAAAUGGUUUGGCUAGCUAACGUCAGCUAGCGUUUGCUAAAACCAAAGGCGCCCUGUUGUAUCGAAAUGGUAACGUGUCUAGCUUUUCCGGAUUUAACAUUACGUUUCCGCGGAAGAAAGUUCCCUUUGGUUUGGAUGGUAGCCGAACAUGGUUUGAACACGUAGUUGGGCUCCUUUGGUGUGUUUGUCAACAAGGAAUCAACCGAGGUGCAAUAGCAGCAGUGGUGGCAGAGCUACGACGUGACGUUACAACGUGACGUAAUGUUAUCCUAAAGUAGUUAACCGUUAGCUACGGUUAGUUCAAAUUUAACGUUAGUGCUUUGCAGAACAACAUCAGAGAUUCGAGUGCAUGACGUUUUUCGCCACCGUCGUGGGCCACUUCAUGUAAUUUAACACAUAAAGUGCACAUACGAAGCGAUAAGCCCAGCCUCCUCCCUAACCGGAUAUAGUAGCGGAUUUAUGUCUUGACUUUCCCCAACGUCUUUGGCUAAACUUUAGGACAACGGGUUCUGCUCGUCCGCGCACCGACCCACGCCGAAGAUGAAGCGGGCCAAAGCCGGCGGCGACGACCCUCCCCGGCAGAAUGGCCCCGCGGGCCGCAGGCAAAGGGAAAAACGGCAGAGUGAAGGGGACGAUUCUGACUGUAACUUCGGCACAGACGACCUGCAAGGGGACGACAAUGACCCGGGGCUCCGGAGGGAGAUCCGGAGCAAGUACCGGGACCUCAUCAACUCGGUGCAACAGAAUCGAGAAGAUAUGCUGAGACCCUCCAACAACAAGCUCACAGAAGUUUUAGAAGAGGCUAACAAACUUUUUAAAGAUGUACGGCAGGCGAGGGAAGCGGCUCUGGACGCGCAGCUCCUGGUUGUGGCCACGGAUCUGGGAAAGGAGAAAGCCAGCCAGCUGUUCGCCGAGGGCACUGCCUUCGAUUCCGCGGCUUUUGCCGAGCAUCUUCUGUCCUUCAUGGGUCUCAACCGACUGGAGGACGGGGAGGACGACCAGCAGAACGGAGGUGCAGUUGAUGGCUACCUGCCCCAGGAUGCUUGGCACCGGGUGGCCAGGAGAGCAGAGAGCUGUGUCAGGGCAGCACCCUCCUUCCACUACAUGAUGGGUUCGUUCCAUGCAGAGCCGCCUCCUCCAAAGCAAAGGAUAGAACGGCAAAAGAAGGCCUCUACCAAGGAGGCAAAAAGGAUCAUGCCGACGCAGCUGAAGAGAAUGGAAGGCUCGCAUCAGGAAGCCACAGAGAAAGAGGUGGAAAGGAUCCUGGGAUACCUGAAGAGUUAUUUCCAAGAUGAUCCAACAUCGCCGAUAUUGUAUUACGAGUUCGUCAUCGACCCAAAGUCCUUUUCUCGGACAGUUGAGAACAUUUUCCACACGUCUUUUCUAAUCCGGGACGGCUUGGCCCGGAUGUACUUGGAUAAUUCCAAAUUGCCAUGUAUAGCGCCUGUAGAGGAGGGAGAGGUGGAAGCUGGAGGAUCAGUCAGCCGUAAACAAUGCAUCGUCUCGAUUAGCCCCAAAAUGUGGAAGGAGCUUAUUGAGGCUUUUGACAUCAGAGACACAAUGAUUCAGCCUCCGAACACACAGAAUGAGUGACGCCUCAUACAGAAUGUUGUUUUUAUUUGUUUUUUUUAAUUUGUAAAUAAUAAAGGCAUAAAGUUCUACAUUUUCAAAGGGCAAAUUUCAGUGACGGUCCCUCUUGUAAACAUAUAUUAUAGCGUCUUGAGACCACAAUUACAUUUUAAUUUCUACUUUUUUACCAUUUAAAAAAAUAAAAAAAAUAAAAAGUCGGUACUGUUAUUUUUGAUUUAUGGUAUAUAAGUAAAUGCAAUCUUGUGUUUUAAUGUUUGGAUAAUCACUGGUACAUUAAAGGUGUUGACAGGGAUAUUAAGAGCCGCUGGCUAGCAGCUAACGAGCCAACGGCGAGGGGGCAGCUCUGCAUUGGCACCUUCGGUGGGAAAGGUGUUGUCAGAUGUUACUGCAUAAAGAUGACCUCACCAGUGGUGCACGCUCACAUCCACUAAAGGUGGGCUGGUCAUGUAAACAGCACAGAGAAGCUCAGGUACACAUUACUGCAAUAUAGCUUGACAUACUAACUAUGUAUAUGUUGUUCUUCUGGAUAUCAUACAAAGGACCUUUUUUAAAUAUGUAUUACUGCUGCAUAGUUGCCUGUAAAAGAGCACAACUAAUAGCAUCUUUGAGGGAACUACCUAAAGGGCCGGGAGCCUCGGCCUCACAGGAACAAGGAGGCAAACGUCUUUGAUUGUUGUGUUUCUAAGCUUUCUAUUUGUGUAUGGUGCAGUUCUGAUGUUCAAAGCAUUUGACAGCAUUUUCAUCUUGUUUUUAAAUAAACAUAAAAGUUAAUUCCUA